AUGGCUCCCCCCUCCGCCGUGGCUCCCCCCGCCGCCGUGGCUCCCCCCGCCGCCGCCGUGGCUUCCCCCGCCGCCGUGGCUCCCCCCUCCGCCGUGGCUCCCCCCUCCGCCGUGGCUCCCCCCGCCGCCGUGGCUCCCCCCGCCGCCGUGGCUCCCCCCGCCGCCGUGGCUCCCCCCUCCGCCGUGGCUCCCCCCGCCGCCGUGGCUCCCCCCUCCGCCGUGGCUCCCCCCUCCGCCGUGGCUGCCCCCGCCGCCGUGGCUCCCGCCGCCGCCGUGGCUCCCCCCGCCGCCGUGGCCUCCGCCUCCGCUGUGGCCUCCGCCUCCCCCAUGACUUCCGCCUCCGCCGUGACCUCCGCCUCCGCCGUGUCCCUGAGUCUGCGAUGUCCGCUGGUAAGACAAGCUGCGAUUGAGAAGCGACAAUGGUUGCUAGUCAGAGAGCGGUAG
This is a messenger RNA of Closterium sp. Yama58-4, 444 nucleotides long. Lineage: Eukaryota; Viridiplantae; Streptophyta; Zygnematophyceae; Desmidiales; Closteriaceae. The record is from the annotation of a GenBank genome assembly.